AUGGACAUCGCCGCUGGUCCGGAGACUCUGGCCCUGGCAGCCACCCCGCUCGAGCCGAUCUUUGUCGAGCGGAUCGGGCAGACAGUGGUGGGCGUUGGGGCCAAGUACGUGAGCGCGGGUUUGUCGCUGGUCAACGACUCCGCCUCAUACGAUCUUGAUGGUCUCAACGGCGAGGAGGCCGCAGCCAUUCUCCGGAACCAGCAGGCAGCGCUGGCCGAGGGCCUCGGCUUGGGUUCGCGGGCGGACGCGUGGUCGGCCGACGCGCAGAAGUCCUCGCAGGUGCUGGCCCGCCUCGCCAACGACACGGACGCGAAGCGCGCGCUGGCGACCCUCCGUAAGUCUGCGCAGGCGGCCGCGGAGGAGGAGGGCGUCUUCGCUUGCUUCUCCCCGUCGCUGACCACCUACAUCGGCGGGGCGCGCCCCGACCCGAGCCACGAGUCGCGGGUGAAGUCGUUGCGUGAGCACGACGAGCAGUCGGAGGGGUUCGCCAUCGUGCUGGCGCAGCUCAAGGACGCGAAGGGCGUCUCCUCGCUUGCCCGCGCCAUCGAGCAGGCAGCGGCCGCCGUGCCAGUCAUCAGCGCAGCUCUGACUGCGGGGCAGCUGACGACUGGCGACGUCUCCGCCCUCGGCGCGAUCAGCCCCUCCGUCACCGAGGCAGUCAGCGAGCUCGUGGACAAGGCAACCGCUGCCGGCACGUGCGCCGAGGACAUCGCCGCUGCUGUGGAC
Molecule: messenger RNA, 726 nt
Organism: Prorocentrum cordatum
Lineage: Eukaryota; Dinophyceae; Prorocentrales; Prorocentraceae
Source: the annotation of a GenBank genome assembly